Trypanosoma grayi is the source of this 900-nucleotide messenger RNA. Its product is annotated as putative chaperone DNAJ protein. The record is from RefSeq and is a predicted model, not a curated record. The coding region runs from base 1 to 900 and encodes 299 amino acids. Lineage: Eukaryota; Euglenozoa; Kinetoplastea; Trypanosomatida; Trypanosomatidae. The transcript has a single exon.
AUGUGGUGCACACGUUUACGGCGGCGGAGUGCGCUGGCUGUGCUUGGGCUCGACGAGAACGCACGGCACACGGAGGAGGAAGUGAAGGCGGCGUUUCAUCGCAAGGUGAAGAAGCUGCACCCCGAUGCCGGUGGGAGUGCGGAGUGUUUCCGCGAGCUCCGCAAUGCAUACGACUCACUGCGGCACAGCAAUAAAGGCGGCGCUGGCACCACCGUCCGAUCGGAGGGGGACGAUGAGAGCAGCGCAUUCUACAACAACGCGCACUCCCGCUGGUCUGCCGACCGCGACGCUGAUGGUGGACUCGGUGCUGCCUUUGCAAGUGAUGCUUCCAGCGACUACAACAACAACAGCAGCAGCGGGGUGAACAGCUCCACCCGCGACUUCUACCGCCCGUACACGUCCAACCCAUUUUCGCACGGCUUUACGGCCGAGGAGGUGCAGGAAGCCGAGCGACGCAACCGUUUUCGCCUGGCUCGGCUACUGCUGAAGCACGGGGUGCUGUGGGGCGGCCUGGUGUACUUUCUCGUCGUGUACUACCGCGAGAACCGCAUUCAUCGCGCCAUCGUCGCUCGCAAUGAUGGUUACGCGGACGGGGCAUACUGGGCGAAGCUGAGCGACGACCACGUGCGCGGACUCACCUGGUCGACGCGGCCGCACUGGACGGAUCUGCAGAGCGAGGAGUUCGUGCGCGCGUGGAAACGCAGCCUCGAGCAACGGAAGCGGGCGGCUGGAGGCGGCGCCGGCGGUGGCGUCUACGCUGCACGGCCGGUGGCGCUGACAUUUCAAGGCCGUCCGUUCACCGCGACGGGUGUGCGCGGGGCCCGCAGCGGCGUGACGAAGAGCAGCGCGACGUACGCGAGCGACGCGCACUACGAGCCGGACGAUAUGCUGGAUGACUGA